Molecule: messenger RNA, 948 nt
Organism: Rotaria sp. Silwood2
Lineage: Eukaryota; Metazoa; Rotifera; Eurotatoria; Philodinida; Philodinidae
Source: the annotation of a GenBank genome assembly
UACAUAACUACAUAUUGAACAAACAAAGACCUAUGUUAAAAAAGGGCAAUGUCAUGCCCUGUGUCUUGAGAUGCUCUUUCCAACAAAAAAAAAAUAUUAAUAUAUUGAACGAACCGGGGAGGAGAAAUUUGGGAUGCCCUUUUUGGAAAGUAGUAGUUGAGAAAAAAUCGAAAAUCUUUUUGGUUUUUUUCUAAAAACAGCUUAUUUUUUUUCAUAGAGGGUGAGGAAAACCUUGGAAAUUUCACGGAAAAACUGAAGUACUGAAGAAAAAUUUUUUCCUUCCUGAAAGAGCAGAUCAAGGUCUAUCUUCCCAUGUAUUUCUUUCAAUUUCGAGCAUUAUGACGAAAUUGAUUCUGUGAGCCGAAACGGAGAGAUCUGCUCUAAAAAAAGUUUUUUUUUUCGAAUAGCGGAUGACGAAAAUGUUGAAAAUUUUUCUGGAAAAACGGAACUACUGAAAGAAAAUUUUUGUCGUUUCUGAAAGAGCAGAUCACGGGCUAUCUCCCUAUGUAUUUAUCUCAGUUUCAAUACUUCUGACCAAAAGUGAAUUUUUUGAGGGGGGCCAUUAACUUAAACACUAUAGCAACAUAGUAACGUCAUCUCCUUUUUCUAGCGCCCUUGAACAUAACACAAUCACUCAUUGACGCCAAUGUAUUACUUGGCCAAAACGGAACUUUACAGAUUACCUGUGACGCAUUUCCAGCACCAAAAGUUACUUGGUUCUUCAACGACACUGAACUGAAAAACUCUCCAAAACAUAAGGUUGAAGCAAAACAAAAUGUAUUUUCCCUAACUGUCAGUAAAUGUGAUCAUCCUGAUGUUGGUACAUAUCGUGUACUCAUCGAUAAUGGAAUCGAUCAUACUGAACAAACUGCUAAACUCCACGUCGGAGUGAAACCGAAAGUUGAAGCCGCAAAACCAGCCAAUGAUCAGACAUGCAUCAUCGGUUAA